Anisakis simplex (herring worm) is the source of this 255-nucleotide messenger RNA. NCBI's taxonomy places the organism in Eukaryota, Metazoa, Nematoda, Chromadorea, Rhabditida, Anisakidae. The record is from the annotation of a GenBank genome assembly.
AUGCGUUUUCCUAAGAAUUUGGAAGAAAAAAUAUCAUUGGAAAGAGGAUCGGAUAAUUUUAUCAAUGAAAUUCAAGCAGGUGGUCGUGAGACGUUUGGUGAUGCAUUAGUGCAAGUGACUCGAGCUGUUUUAACAUGUUUGAGGUGGGUGGAAGACAAGUUGUUGAACAGCAAGAAGCUGAAUUUCUGUUGUGUAAAUACUCAGGAUGCUGAAAAUUCGAGUGGUUGGGUGGAUACGAUCACAGCGAUGGUCUGA